Molecule: messenger RNA, 3087 nt
Organism: Chionomys nivalis (European snow vole)
Lineage: Eukaryota; Metazoa; Chordata; Mammalia; Rodentia; Cricetidae
Gene: Wdr5b
Product: WD repeat domain 5B
Cellular component (GO): Set1C/COMPASS complex
Molecular function (GO): histone binding
Source: RefSeq, a predicted model, not a curated record
CACCGUUCCUAGACGCUAGGGAGCUGGGGAGAACGUGGAAGAGGACUUUCUGAGCAGCCCUCUAAACCCCCGAACAACGGCCUAGUCCUUUAACAACACCCAACAAUAGCACCGAUCUCACAACCACUGUGAUCCGGUUCUCUGAUGCUACCGAAGAAAGCGGGAGGAGAGUGGUCCAAACCUUGCUGCUGAUUCUGUGCUGACCCAAAAGACAAGCUCAUGUUACAGUCAAAACGGUGCGCCUUCGAACGGCAAGUUUCUUCUGCCAGGCUCGGGGCCGGACGCCUGCGCAAACUGUAGGUCCGAGCUAUGGCGACUGAACAUCCCCCAGCAGAGGGAGCGCAGCAGUCGGCCCUCUGCUCUGCCACCCAGCGGGCAGGAGAACCGCAGAAACCCAACUAUGCCCUCAGACUUACUCUUGAGGGGCACUCGGCGGCCAUAUCAUCAGUUAAGUUUAGUCCUAACGGAGAAUGGCUAGCAAGUUCUGCCGCUGAUACACUAAUUAUAAUUUGGGGGGCAUAUGAUGGGAAAUGUAAGAAAACACUCCGUGGUCAUAAUCUGGAAAUAUCAGAUGUUGCCUGGUCUUCGGAUUCUAGCCGUCUCGUUUCCGCCUCAGACGACAAGACUCUAAAGUUAUGGGAUGUGAGAUCUGGAAGAUGUUUGAGAACACUAAAGGGGCACAGUGAUUUCGUCUUCUGCUGUAAUUUCAACCCACCAUCCAACCUCAUCGUUUCGGGGUCCUUCGAUGAGAGUGUGAAAGUAUGGGAGGUGGAAACAGGAAAGUGCCUCAAGACCUUGUCUGCUCAUUCGGACCCCAUCUCUGCCGUACAUUUUAAUUGCAGUGGGUCCUUGAUAGUGUCGGGGAGCUACGAUGGUCUUUGUAGAAUCUGGGAUGGGGAGUGUUUAAAAACACUCGCUGAUGAUGGCAACCCUCCCGUGUCUUUUGUAAAAUUUUCUCCAAAUGGCAAAUACAUUCUCACUGCAACUUUGGACAAUACUCUUAAACUGUGGGAUUACAGCAGAGGCAGAUGCCUGAAGACAUACACUGGCCAUGAGAAUGAGAAAUACUGCGUAUUUGCCAGUUUCUCUGUGACUGGUGGAAAGUGGGUUGUGUCUGGCUCCGAGGACAACAUGGUUUACAUCUGGAACCUUCAGACUAAAGAGAUUGCACAGAAGCUACAAGGUCACACAGAUGUUGUGAUCUCGGCAGCUUGUCACCCUACAGAAAACAUCAUUGCAUCAGCGGCGUUGGAAAACGACAAAACCAUCAAAGUGUGGACGAGUGACUUCUGAAGUCGCUGGCAACCACCGAUGAGUAAACUAAGUCAGAAACAAUCGAAACGGUGACUUCUCUGAAGUUUGGCGUGGUUUUGUAGCUCUUGUCGAAUUGUCUUUGAUGUUAUGAGUUUGAGACAUUUUAAUUUGCGAAAUGAGACCGGUGUAAAAGCCAGUCUAGGACCUGCGGCUUCUGAUCUUAAUUUUGAGGCCUGUUGUCAAUCUCAUGUCUUGGUCCCUGAACAGCAUCGUUCUUUUCCUUUCAUAGCUUUCUCAGGGGGAGGGGAUUUGGGGUAUUCAGAAGGUUGACAGAACAGGAUGGCUGAGGGGAGGGGAAUUUACAGUUUUUGUUUGGGAGGCCACUAAGGACGAUGGCAGGCGUUGAGGGAGGGAAUGAGAGGACUGAAGUUCUACAUGUCACGUGCAUAUUUUUGGUGCAUAUUCUACAUGAUGGAUCAUCUUAUUGCCACACAAUCUGUCAGGCUGGGGACAGUAAGUCUGGUCAGGUUCAGUCUACAAGUCUUACACUUCUGCCUGUGUUGUGGUCAGAGAACAACCCUCAGGAGUUAGGCCUCUCCUUAUGCUGCGCGCUCCACAUAGCAAACUCAGGCCAGGCUUUCUCAACAGGGCCAGAAUCUUAAAUCAUUUUUGAGAAAGGAUCUUGCUCCGUAGCCCUGUAGGCCUGGUUGGCUGGAAAACCAGACUGGUCUCAAGCUCAGAGAUCCGCUUGCCUCGGCCUCCUUAGAACUUUAAACAUUUAAUGGGAAAAUCUUCUUAAAUAUUUUAUUAGAUUAUGCCAUUUUGUGACUUUUCAGGCAAAUUAUAUGUCAGGUUGUGGCUGUUAAGUUGGGAGCAUAGCCCCAGCCCCUGGCCGGGGAGUUGCUUUGGUCUGGACUCCAAAUCCCAAGCAUGUCAGGUCCUGACACACACACCCCCAGGGAGGGGUCAGGACCACUCCCACAAAACAUUUAAGUGGCCUCCUAGAGAAGAAAUAUGUGGUUUUCGGGUCUGCAUGGGCUCCCUGCUGUCCUGUCUCCCUGUCAUGCGCUCGGCCAUCUGAGAGCAUCAUUCUUAAUAAAAUUAUGGGCAUUUUGAUUUGGUUUGAUUCGACCUAAUUGGAUUUCUUGCGCCAGCGGAGCUGCUCUUUUUCUUAUCAGUGGCCACUCUUUAGCACUGGGCCUCCUCAUUCCUGCCCAACAUCAUUCAAUUCAGAAAUCACCUUAUCAAUACUGUGGUUGCUUGUCUGCCCUCAGUGGACAGCUGAGGCAGGCUUUCCAACUUCUCAGUGCUUCUUAUAAAGCUCCGAGUUCACUUACCACCUUGCAGUUGUGAUGGCGUCAUGGGCCGUGUAUUUAGUAGACAGGAAGUACUAAGAUCAGGCUUUAUGUCUUGUCUUUGUAGCCUUGGCUUUUUCUAGAGGACUUGAUAUUUACUGGACAAUGAAUGAUGCCACAACUUCAUUCCUUACUUGCUGUCAAUAAACUUCAGUGAUAAUUCUUCAAACUGUAAUAUUUUAGAAAUAUUUUGCCCCACAUACUAUCCAAAAGGCAGCUAUGCUAAUCUCCAUACCACCAACACUUCAGACCCAUAUACUAACUGAAUCCACAUGGGGCUUCUAUAGAAAAUAUAGAAAAACACACAGAUGAAAACCCUGAGAUUAAGAAAUAAUACUACAGUACUAUCACUGAAAGCAACGUGGGCAGGAUCUUAUCUUUUUGACAAGUUCUGAGAAAUAUAUUUCAUAUAUUUCAAAUAUAUAUUUGAAUAUAUAUCUUAAGUAUAUUCUCAUACAUACUUAUAGGGGGUAUGACA